GCGCGGGCCUCGCAGGCCGCAUUGUCCCCUGCUCCGGCUCCGCGCCGCCCGCCGCUGCCUGCGCUCCAGCCCGGCCCGGUCCUCCUCGGCCCAGCGCCGAGCGUCGCUCGCGGAUUUCGGCGCGGGAAAAGGGCGCGCCCGGCCUCGGACGCCCCCGGCCCGCACAGAGGAGCCGCGCAGCAGAGUCUUCAGUGGAAGGAUCCCCGGGCACCUCAUCAUGUCUCGACGAAGCCAGCGCCUCACGCGCUACUCCCAGGGGGAUGAUGACGGGGGCAGCAGCAGUAGUGGCGGGAGCUCCAUCAUGGGGAGCCAGAGCACCCUGUUUAAAGACAGUCCUCUCAGGACCUUGAAGAGGAAAUCCAGCAACAUGAAGCGCCUCUCCCCAGCGCCGCAGCUGGCCCCCUCCUCCGACACUCACACCUCCUACUACAGCGAGUCUGUGAUCAAGGAGUCCUACAUAGGUAGCCCCCGGGCUGCCUCCCUGGCCCGGAGCGCCCUCCUUGACAGGAGCUCCGUCCUCGACGACCAGCUGCACAGUGACCCCUACUGGAGUGAGGACCUGCGGGUGAGGAGGAGAGGCACAGGUGGCACCGAGAGCAGCAGAAUCAAUGGGCUCAUGGAGAGCAAGCGCUCCGAGGACUUCCUGGGCUCCUCCUCGGGUUACUCUUCUGAAGACGACUAUGUAGGCUACUCGGCGGAGAUGGACCAGCAAAGUUCAGGUUCCUGGCUAAGGGACACUGUCUCUCGGGCAGGCUCUUUUCUCUGGAUGGUGGUCACUUCUCCAGGCAGGCUCUUCGGGCUUCUCUACUGGUGGGUUGGCACCACCUGGUACCGCCUGACCACGGCCGCCUCCCUCCUCGAUGUCUUCGUUUUAACCAGGCGUGUCUCAUCCCUGAGGACGUUCCUGUCGUUCCUCUUGCUCCUGCUGCUCCUCACCUGCCUGACUUACGGUGCCUGGUAUUUCUACCCCUAUGGGCUGCAGAUGUUCCAGCCUGCCUUGGUGUCCUGGUGGGCAGCGAAGGGCCGCAGCAGGCAGCACGAGGUGUGGGAGCCCAGAGAGUCAUCCCCACGUUUCCAGGCUGAACAGCACAUCCUGUCCCGGGUGCACUCCCUGGAGCGGCGCCUGGAAGCACUUGCUGCCGAAUUUUCCUCCAACUGGCAGAAGGAGGCCUUGCGGCUGGAGCGCCUGGAGCUGCGGCAGGGGGCUGCCAGUGAGGGCAGAGAUGGUGGCGGUGGCGGUGGCCUGAGCCACGAGGACACUCUGGGGCUCCUGGAAGGGCUGGUGAGCCGCCGCGAGGCUGCGCUGAAGGAGGACUUCCGCAGGGACAUGGCUGCCCGGAUCCAGGAAGAGCUGGUCACCCUGAGAGCAGAACAUCAACAAGACUCAGAAGACCUCUUCAAGAAGAUUGUCCAGGCUUCCCAGGAGUCUGAGGCUCGUCUCCAGCAGCUGAAGUCAGAGUGGCAAAGGAUGACCCAGGAGUCCUUCCAGGAGAACGCUGUGAAGGAGCUGGGGCGGCUAGAGGGCCAGCUGGCAGGCCUGCGGCAGGAGCUGGCAGCCCUGGCCCUGAAGCAGGGCUCUGUGGAGGACCGUGUGGAUCAGCUGCCCCAGCAGAUCCAGGCUGUGCGCGAUGAUGUGGAGUCUCAGUUCCCUGCCUGGAUCACUCAGUUCCUGCGCCGAGGUGGGGGGGCCCGUGCAGGACUCCUUCAGCAAGAGGAGAUAGAAGCUCAGCUGCAGGAGCUAGAGAGCAAGAUCCUCACCCACGUGGCGGAGACGCAGGGGAAGUCGGCAAAGGAGGCCGCAGCCAGCCUGGGGCUGAUGCUGCAGAAGGAAGGCAUGAUCGGGGUGACGGAAGAGCAGGUACAUCGCAUUGUAAACCAGGCCCUGAAACGAUACAGCGAGGACCGCAUUGGGAUGGUGGACUAUGCCCUGGAAUCAGGAGGGGCCAGUGUUAUCAGCACGCGCUGCUCCGAGACCUAUGAGACCAAGACAGCCCUCCUCAGCCUCUUCGGCAUCCCCCUGUGGUACCACUCCCAGUCACCCCGGGUCAUUCUCCAGCCAGAUGUGCACCCAGGCAACUGCUGGGCCUUCCAGGGCCCCCAGGGCUUUGCUGUGGUCCGCCUUUCUGCCCGCAUCCAUCCCACUGCUGUUACCUUGGAGCAUGUGCCCAAAUCCUUGUCACCCAACAGCACCAUCUCCAGUGCCCCCAAGGACUUUGCCAUCUUUGGAUUUGACGAAGACCUGCAGCAAGAGGGGACGCUUCUUGGGAAGUUCACCUACGAUCAGGACGGAGAGCCCAUCCAGACGUUCUAUUUUCAGGGCCCUACCAUGGCCACGUACCAGGUGGUGGAGCUGCGGAUCCUGACCAACUGGGGCCACCCUGAGUACACCUGCAUCUACCGCUUCAGAGUACAUGGGGAGCCUGCCCACUAGGUUUUCUUGCUUGUGCUUGCCGCCAGCCACCAGGAGGCCAGCCUGUGGGCCCUGGCCGCCCCUCUCAGCACGCCGUGCCUGCCUUCUCUGGGGUGGGCGAGCAGUACCCCGCCACUUCCCCGCACGCUUGAUUAGCGCCAAAUUCCAGGAGCAAGAAGGAAGAGCCCUGGCCCCAGUGGACACAAGAGGAUACACUGUCCCAAGCAGUGGGCAGCUUGGGGUGGACAGUGGCCCAGUGGUCUCGUUUGAUUCUUGGCUGUCCUCAUGUCGGCCAGGUUGAUGUCCCCCUCCUGGGAGGGUGUAUAUAUGUACCAUAUCACAGGGAAGGGGAAUGAAUGAACAUGCUUCAGCAGAGGCCAGGAGAAGCCUCCUGGCCUUGGGCCUUGGUGGUGGGGCUGCUGCCCAGGAGCUACUGUCGGAGGCAUGGGAAUGAAGCACGUGCCAAAGCUGCAGGCAGGACUAGCAGGGCCUGGGCAGGUGAGCAGGUGAGCAGAGCUGCUCACGUGUGGGGAGAGGGCUCAGUGCAGCGCGGACUGAGGCCCAGACACGAAGCACUGGCGUAGGGUUGCUGGGCUCUUCCAGCAUGGCUACUGCCGCAGUCUAGGAAGCUUGCCCCGGGUUCCCUGAGGGUCAUCUGCACACUGUAUUUGUCCUGGGUGUAGGUGGACCCGGGGGCUUCUCAUACCGUAGAGGGCACUGGGUUCUGUGUGCCUUGUCCGGGCAGCUGCCGUGUGUGGCCCUAGCAGCCAGGGCAGGCCUACAAGGACUCCUCUCUGCGAGGAGAAUCGUUGCUUUUUCUUCCCUGCUGCCGAGGCAGGCCUACUGUGCUCCCCAUUCCUGCUAGGGCCUGCCAGUGCCCCAGAGUGAGCUCACCACAUUCCCCAGGGUCAGGAACCUGACCAGCUAUUUGGGACCACUAACAUCUGGGGACAAGGAGCCCUGGUGGCACAAUGGUUAAGUGCUUGGCUAAUAACCGUAAGUUCAGUGGUUCGAACCCACCAGCUGCUCAGUGAGGGAAAAGACCUGGAGAUGUGUUUCCGUAAAGAUUACAGCCUGGGAAACCCUAUGGGGCAGUUCUACUCUGCCCUACAGGGCCGCUAUGAGUUGGAAUUGACUCACUGGCACACAAUAAGCAUCUGGGGGCAGCUGGGAGGGUGGGGAGCAGGGAACUCCCUGGGCCCUUGAGGGGUCCAGUGACGAUGAUGACGUUCAGGGUGUCAUGGUGGGCCCUGCCCCCAACAAAGCUACUCAGGCACCUGCUGUAAAGGGGCCCUAACCCUCAGGCUGCCCUUUGGGCUCUUUCAGCUUUUGCUGGGAUUUUGUUUCCUUUUCUGGCUCAUUUUCCA
Molecule: messenger RNA, 3777 nt
Organism: Trichechus manatus latirostris (Florida manatee)
Lineage: Eukaryota; Metazoa; Chordata; Mammalia; Sirenia; Trichechidae
Gene: SUN2
Product: Sad1 and UNC84 domain containing 2
Exons: 18
Coding region: 218-2431 (737 amino acids)
Cellular component (GO): nuclear envelope; meiotic nuclear membrane microtubule tethering complex
Molecular function (GO): protein-membrane adaptor activity
Source: RefSeq, a predicted model, not a curated record